CUUCCACUGACACACCAUGUAAUUUCUGUAGCUUUUCUUUCUUUGUGUGUGUGUGUGUGUUUGUGUUUUCUCGCUCAGGAUCUCCGAGAGGAAUAUGUGGCUCUGCAGAAGAUUUUUUGUCUAUUCUUGAAGGCGAAAAAGAAGAUUUUUCUCCCUUCUUUUUAUUUUUCCCUGGUGUGAUUCCCAAAGAUCCUAAAAUCUCUCCGAUGUGAGGGAGACAUGGAUGGAUGAAAGCAGACCAUCCCUAACCUAUCGUUUCAAGGAUACCAGUGUGAAAAGGGCGCAGGAUUUGUCCUCUACUAGAGGAUAUUCACAGGUAAACAGGACGUGUCGACGCCGCGCUCGGCUCGUUCCAUUCAGAAAGAGCACAGACGGGAUCUUAGGCUUUAGUUUAAGCUAAUUCACCGAUAUGAGACCGGCCGCUACUUGUAUGUAGUUUGGCGAGUUCAAACGCAGCCACACCGCUGGAAUGCACAGCUGGAAUCGCGCACUGUUCUGGUCUCCAGAGACGCACAGGAGAACCGGCCGCCUCAGCCGCUCCGUGCGUGCCAUCUGAGCAGCGGAGCCACCUGUGCAGCUCAUGCGCAGACAGCAGCCAAAAUAACCAUAUGUGCACGCACAGCGGGUGAUUUCAUAAGAAGCUAAACACAAGACUCUUCCCCGGAAGACGGCAAGCAAUAACACGAGACACGAGGCAAUACUUAAAGGUGGUCAUUUCUUCCAAAGCCAAAGAGAGGCGCACACUUCCCACUGCUUCCAUCUCACCCACACUGUGGCUCCUCCGCCCUUUUUUAAACUCAGGUUGUAUAUGAGGAGAAAGUCAGCUCAGUGUUUCUUGUGGAUUCACGCAUGCAACAUUUUGACAGACUUUUGAACUGCACGGUCACUGCCAGCUCUCACAAACUUCACGUCUUCUAUUUCCAGCACAGUUUCCAUCAUCCCCUACCAGCUCAGCUGCAAAUACCAGUCUUCCACUAGAUUUUAUUACCUUUAUCUGGUGCACACAAUCUCAAUAAUGGGACCUGAGGGUGUGCCACAGAAUGUAAAUAGUUGAACAAAGAGGCCGAAACCUGAAACCUGGACUGAUUCCUCCCUCCGGUAACUCUAGAUGCUCAAACACUGAGAGGCUGGACAGCUGAACAGAGCCAGAGAGGUGCCGAAACAAACUGCUGAUGUGAGGGAUUUCCAGGUGCUUAAGAAGGACCAGAGAAACAAGAGGACCCACCCACACCCCCAUCCCUGAGAAAAACAGGGGGAGAAAAAGAAGAGGAGGAGGAGGAGGGUGAGGGCAGACCACACCCAGAGUCCCAGCAGUGUCAGGAAAGAGUCGCCCCCUCUCUCCUCCCAGACUUUUAGUCAUAAUCAGGACGUCUUUGGCAUGUUUGUGCUCUGAGGGUUUCAGGAUCUCUCCUGUCCAUCUGUGUGUGUCCUAUUCUUAGGUGUGUGUGUGUGUGUGUGUGUGUGUGUGUGUGUGUGUGUGUGUGUGUGUGUGUGUGUGUGUGUGUGUGCGCGCGAGUGUGUGUGAGUGUGUGUUGACAGCGUUGAGAGGCACCAUCACUCCUGUUUCCUCUGUCAGGAUGUCUGCAGUGAAAGAGCUGCUGCUGCUGCCUCUGGUCCUCCUGGCUCUUCAAGCAUCGCUGUGCCACGGAGCCUGCGUGGAAGUGGACUCGGACACAGAGGCAGUUGCCCAUGAAGGAUUCAAGCUGGGCUGCAUCUCCUGUAAGAUGAGGGGCGAGGUGCCCGCCAUGGCCGCCGUCAACUGGUACUUCAAAGGUUCAGACGAGAGCGACUUCUCACAUCUGUACAGCUAUGAAGACAAAAAUGGCGAGGUCAUUGACCCACGUUUCUAUGAGCGUCUGGACUGGAACGGCAGCAAGCAGACCAGGGACCUGCAGGACGGCUCCAUCUAUAUCCUCAAUGUGACCUACAAUGACACGGGAACCUACAAAUGCACAUUUAGCAGGAUCCUCAUGUACAGCAACUAUGAGUACCAAACGUCCACCACCAAGUUUAUCAUCAUUAAUGUGGUUCCACGACUCACCAGGGGAAUGGCAUCCAUCUUGUCUGAGGUGAUGAUGUAUGUCUCCAUCAUCGGGCUGCAGUUCUGGUUGGUGGUCGAGAUGAUUUACUGCUACAGGAAGAUCUCGGCAGCAGGAGAGGAAGCUCUGAGAGAGAGCGCGGAGGAGUAUUUAGCUAUAGCAUCGGAAAGUAAAGAUAAUUGUGCAGGUGAACAGGAGGCAGAAUAGCACUGGUCAAUGAGGACUAAAAGGCAGCUUCCUUGAGGACUUUCUCAUCCACUUGUGUGCCCUCUCCUCGUCUCACUGUCACUCACCUCUCACCGUCCUCUCCACAAGCUGGAAACAUGAAACCACAGUGAGGAGAAAGAUUUUCAUGGAGGGGUUUUCUUUUGAAGAAAGUGAUUUUCUACAGCGGGGUGGAAAGGAUGGACUUCCUGAGGGAAUGCACGGAUGCAUCAGGUCAUUGUUAAACUGGACAGAAAGGAGAGCGUGAGGGAGUCAUGCUGUAUAUAGGUGUAUAAGUCUGCACAGAACACAUGUAGUGUAUAUUAAACGCUAUGUAUUCACUAAUUGCAUGCUUGCAAGCUUAUGACAUACUCCAUCACUCAGUGUGUUGGUGCCAGGUUUUUACCAACAUGAGUGUUAAAGUCAUGUGUUUCCUCUGCAGGUUUAUGAAGCUGUGGAGCCACAAAGUGUUUAUCACAGCAAUUUAAACUGAUACUGAAGAUUUGGACUAAUGGACUUUUGUCCCUCUAAAAAUUGGGAGAGAAAAAUUCAGUCUUUGCAAUCUAAACUUUAUAACUACUAAAAACUACAGAGAAAACAUCCCAACAGCACUGACGCUUAAUGCUUUAAUGCAAUGAUUUAAAAACAAAACCCCCCAGAAUUUAGACAAUUUUUUGCCUGAAAAAUUUGAGGUACAAUUGCCACAAAAUAAUGUAAAAUACAGAAUACAAAACAUAUUUGCCAGUCCAUCGCAUGUGCAGCGCAACAGCAGCUCAUUAUCUCAGAAACCGUUUACCAGCUGGGUGAAAAGGCCACACAUCCAAACAUUUCAAACCUUUUUAACUCGUAGAAAAUGGAGCAGAUUUUAAUGAGGUAUGUGUGAGAACAUGAGAUGAUUUUGGAACGCUUAUGACUGUCUAAAGUUUUUGCACACAAAGAAACACGACAGCAUCACCUUCACACACCAGAAAUAUUCUGUGAAGUCUGCUAAAUGUUUAUUUCACUUCAGGAUGUUAUCAGAUAAAAGAAGAGGGACGCACUAGUUGAAGUGGACCUAUUCUGCUUUUCCUUAUCCUCUGUCAUAUUCAUAGACUGUAAUCAUGGUGGAUGGUCAUAUUAAACAGAGGCCUGCAUCAAGGCCCAGUAUAAUACCCCUUUUCCACCAAAAAGAAGCCAGUCUUGCCUUGGCUCCUUGUGUUAGUACCAAAGGUUGGGUUAAUUUCUGUGGGAAGAAACUCAUAUUGGAUACAAUCUGUUAGCUGCAGCUCUGAGUUAUUGGUGAAUUUAGGCAAGCAGUGCCUCCCAGUCUGUAGUCCACCUCUGAGCGCCACAGACUGUAUAUAAAAAUGAAAAAAGGAUGUAGCCUCUGUGGUUUCAGGACAUUUUGAGGCCUCUACAUUAGUGUUUUAUUCACCUCCAUGUUGGUUUUUCAAGCCAUAAGUGACCACAUUUGAAAGAGAGCAUGGAGAGCUAAAUCUAGCAACCUUGUCCAACAAACUGCAUCCAUAAAC
Archocentrus centrarchus (flier cichlid) is the source of this 3754-nucleotide messenger RNA. It is a transcript of the gene scn1ba, whose product is annotated as sodium channel, voltage-gated, type I, beta a. Gene Ontology annotation, cellular component: voltage-gated sodium channel complex. Bases 1578 to 2246 code for a protein of 222 amino acids. The transcript has 6 exons. The record is from RefSeq and is a predicted model, not a curated record. Gene Ontology annotation, molecular function: sodium channel inhibitor activity; transmembrane transporter binding. Gene Ontology annotation, biological process: sodium ion transport; regulation of heart rate by cardiac conduction; cardiac muscle cell action potential involved in contraction. Lineage: Eukaryota; Metazoa; Chordata; Actinopteri; Cichliformes; Cichlidae.